CAGCUGAUGACUAACUUGCGAUUGUGUAGAAAAAAGAACAGCCUGAAGAAAAAAGCCCUUGGUUGCACAUCUCAAGGAGAAAAAGUUUUUUAAAACUUUAUCUUUUGGUAUUUAUCUCGCUCUUUUAAUUUUCAAGCUCUCAUAACAAGCAUUUGUUUUCACUGCAAAUAGAAGUAUUGUAAACAAUGUCGCCAGCUCAGACCACUGUGCAUGACGCAGUGCCCAACUCGCGCACGAUCAACGAGAACGCCAGCAUGCCCAAGGAGCCCGAAACAGUCACCAACUCACCCACCAACGGCCUCGCCACCACGAUAACCACGGGAGCAGCACACCCGCCAGCAGACCACCCGGACUACCUGCAGCUGAUCCUCAACUCAUACGUCUACGACGUAGCCACGGAGACCCCGCUAACCCACGCAGUGAACCUCAGCACACGUUGCCAAAACGACAUCUUUCUUAAACGCGAAGACCUCCAGCCCGUCUUCUCAUUCAAGAUCCGCGGCGCCUACAACAAGAUCAGCCAUUUAACCGAGGAGGAGAAGGCGCGCGGAAUCAUAGCCUGCUCCGCAGGCAACCACGCCCAGGGCGUAGCAAUGUCUGCCCAGUACCUGGGCAUCAAGGCCACUAUAGUGAUGCCGCUGCUGACUCCAGAGAUCAAAUGGCGCAAUGUGCAGAGGCUCGGGGCCGAAGUCGUCCUGCAUGGAACCGGGUUUGACGAGGCCAAAGUGGAGUGCAGCAGAUUGGAGAAGCUCCAUGGGCUAACCAAUAUCCCGCCCUUCGACGACCCCCUGGUGAUUGCUGGACAGGGCACUAUUGCGAUGGAGCUUUUGCGGCAGCGCAAGUCCACGGAUAUCGACAUUAUCUUUGUGGCUGUGGGUGGCGGUGGGCUGAUCGCUGGCAUUUCCGCGUAUGUUAAGCGCGUCUGGCCGGCGAUCAAGAUAGUUGCUGUCGAGACCGUUGACUCCUGCGCCAUGGCGCAGUCCCUGAAAGCCGGCCGCAGGCUCGUGCUGUCUGAAGUUGGCUUGUUCGCCGAUGGCACUGCCGUGUGUCAGGUUGGCCGCGAGUGCUUCCGCGUGGCCAAGGAUCUCAUCGACGACGUCGUCCUGGUAACCAAUGACGAGGUAUGCGCGGCCAUCAAGGAUGUGUUCGAGGACACCCGCAGUGUCCUCGAACCCUCCGGCGCCCUGGCCACUGCCGGGCUGAAAAAAUAUGCGCGCGUCCAUGGGCUUACGGGGAAAUCCCUGGUGGCGAUUACGUCCGGAGCUAAUAUGAACUUUGAUCGGUUACGUUUUGUUGCUGAGCGUGCGGCAAUGGGAGAGCAGAAGGAGGUGUUGAUGUCCGUGGUCAUUCCCGAACGGCCUGGCAGCUUCCAUGGCCUGCACGAUGUCAUAUACCCGAGGGCCAUCACCGAGUUCACCUACCGGUACAGCAACCCUGGGAGCGCGCAUAUCUUCAUGUCCUUUGAAGUCAAGGACCGUAUUGCUGAGGUCAAGGGCAUUGUGGCUAAACUGGCGGCGCAAAAUAUGUCGGCCACGGAUCUGACAGACAAUGAGCUGGCGAAAUCGCAUGCUCGGUAUAUUGUUGGUGGCCGUAGCUCUGUGCCAAAUGAGUUUAUGAUUAGGUUCGAGUUCCCGGAGCGCCAUGGUGCGUUGAAGAAGUUCCUGAGUGGGCUGAGAUUUGAUUGGAAUAUCUCGCUGUUCCAGUACAGGAACUUUGGCCAGGAUGUCGCCAAGGUUCUUGUGGGCAUCCAGGUGCCGCCAUCCUCCCAGGAGGAAGGGACAGAGAAGGGUGAAUCGGCAGCAUUGCAGUCUGGCGAAAUCCCUGCGGCCCUGCAGCGUUUCUUGGAUGAACUCGAUUACCGUUAUGUUAACGAAACCAAUAACCCAGUGUUCCAACAGUUUAUGCGCUGCUAAAUGUAAUUUUCCAUUUUUUCAGUCGUGAUUUUUUUCCCUACUAUAAAACUCGAGUUGUAAAAAAA
Kickxella alabastrina is the source of this 1978-nucleotide messenger RNA. RefSeq names its product tryptophan synthase beta subunit-like PLP-dependent enzyme. Gene Ontology annotation, biological process: L-threonine catabolic process. Lineage: Eukaryota; Fungi; Kickxellomycota; Kickxellomycetes; Kickxellales; Kickxellaceae. The transcript has a single exon. Bases 186 to 1913 code for a protein of 575 amino acids. The record is from RefSeq and is a predicted model, not a curated record. Gene Ontology annotation, molecular function: pyridoxal phosphate binding; threonine deaminase activity.